Messenger RNA from Manis javanica (Malayan pangolin), 6752 nucleotides. NCBI's taxonomy places the organism in Eukaryota, Metazoa, Chordata, Mammalia, Pholidota, Manidae. The record is from RefSeq and is a predicted model, not a curated record.
GAUUAUGGGUACACAUUACUCUUUAAAGAUAUUUGGUGGUAAAGUGAAGGAGAAAGAAAGUUUGGGCAUGGUUUAGGCCACAGGGAAGGAAGAGCCUAAGGACGGCGGGUUGGCACGUAGUCCCCUGAGACAAUGGGAGCGGUGGGAUGCCACCUCCGCAGUCAACCAGCUAAUAGGCGUCUGCUCCUCAAAGUGUGGUCCACAGAGCAGCUGCGUCAGCAUCACCUGGGGCCUUGCUGCAAACGCAGAACCUCAGCGCGGGUCUAAUCAGAAUCUCCAUCUUCAUGAGAUCCCCAUAGCUUUUAACACUCACAGCUAUCAGGCCAGACAGACGCUACGAUGAGAUUGAGGCUCAAAUAAGCUGCUGAACUGAUUAGAGCUGAGCCAAGAUUCAUUUCCUGAACUUGCUCAGACCAAUGUUGUUUUCAGAAAUUCAGAGGAAUUUCUACUUUCAAUUUAACAGGAUUGUUUGGGAUGCUAGAACCCCUCCAACGACUGAGCUCAGGGUAGUUCCGUGCCUACAGAUACGAGCCCGUUAAGUUGGUGGCGUGAGACCAGCACUGCCUCGCCGGAAUCCACGGCAGCGUUGGAACUUCACUUCCCAGCAAGCCCCGCGCCAGGUGACGUCAGCGAGAGACCUGACAGACACCUCGCCCUGUCUGCUGCCCGAGCUGUCAGGCAGAGGCGGGACACCACACGCUUGACGUCAGGGCGCACAGCAUCCUGGGAUGUGGAGUCUGGCCGGGACUCGGACGCCCCCUCGAAUGAAUGGGGCCGGGCUGCCUGCGAACUACAGCUCCUGGGCCCGCGGCUUCGGUGGCGCCGCGCGGUAAGUGGAGACCGCGGCGGCCCCCGGGGACAGCGGCGCGCGGGUACGCUGGCAAUGCGCUGUGCCGCGGAGGAGGCGGCGGCCCGGUUUCCAGGGAUAGCGGUGUAGGCGGGCGCUUCCUCGGCGCGCUCGCUCCCCUUCCCUGCACCGAUGCACCCGGCCUUCGCGGUGGGCCUGGUUUUCUCAGGCUGCUGCAGUAACGUGAUCUUCCUAGAGCUUUUGGCCCGGAAGCAUCCAGGAUGUGGGAACAUUGUGACAUUCGCACAAUUUUUAUUUAUUGCUGUGGAAGGCUUCCUCUUGGAAACUGAUUUGGGAAGGAAGCGGCCAGCUAUCCCAAUAAGGUACUAUGCUGUAAUGGUGACCAUGUUCUUCACUGUCAGCGUGGUGAACAACUAUGCCCUGAAUCUCAACAUUGCCAUGCCUCUGCAUAUGAUAUUUAGAUCUGUAAGUGCUGCUGGCUUACAUACAUAUGUUCUGAAAAAUGUAGCUGACUGGUUUAAGAAAAUAUCUGAAAAUAGCAAAUCCAGGCAUCUCCUGAACCCGCUGUUUUGUUCUCUAGGUAUUGCGGCACUGACUUUUGCACUCUUGAUGUCAGCAAGGAUGGGUAUUUUCCAAGAGACCCUAUACAAACAAUUUGGGAAACAUUCCAAGGAGGCUUUGUUUUAUAAUCAUGCCCUCCCACUUCCUGGCUUUAUCUUCUUGGCUUCUGACAUUUAUGACCAUGCACUGCUCUUCAGUAAGUCUGAAUUAUAUCAAGUGCCAGUCAUUGGUGUGACAGUGCCCAUCAUGUGGUUCUACCUCCUCAUGAAUGUCAUCACCCAGUAUGUGUGCAUCCGAGGCGUCUUCAUCCUCACCACAGAAUGCGCCUCCCUCACCGUCACACUUGUUGUGACUCUCCGCAAGUUUGUGAGCCUCAUCUUUUCCAUCCUGUACUUCCAGAACCCUUUCACUCUGUGGCACUGGCUGGGCACCUUGUGUGUCUUCGUUGGGACUCUGAUGUACACAGAGGUGUGGACUAACCUAGGGACCACAAAAGGCCAGCCUCAGAAGGAAGACAAGAAGAACUGAGGUCUGCCCGCCGUAGGGAGGGCCAGGGUCUGGGCCCCACCUCACCUUUGUUAAUGCUGAAUUACCCCCAAGCACCAGAGAAUCCUCAGGAGGGGCCCCUCCGAUUUCUCGUGGCUAUACUACUGACAUUUAUGGACUCCGAAUAGCAACCCCUCAACCCUGAAAUAGAAAGAGAAUAGCUCUCUGCUACGGAACAGCCCGUUCACUUGUUAUUUGUUCUGUUUACCAAAAUAUUCAGUACGGCACUUUCUUGAAUGCUGAGUCCCCAGAGCUACUAGUUUUAUAUCCGUGGUCUUGGGCAAGUGUAUCCCUUUUGUUGCUGUUCUGUUGACUCUGCGUAAAGGUCACUGGGGCCUUUACUUACUGCGUGUGGUCCUGGGGCCUCGGGCCUAUCUGCCCCCUUCCACCCCUCAGCAGCAGCAUCAGGAACAACUGAGUGGCCCAGUGAACUGAGACACUGGUGCUGCUGGGGCUGGACUUUCCCCAGUGUUGGGGAAAGAGUAGUUGUCCCUGUGAGCUGGGCCCUGGUGACACGAGUAGGACCGGUGGGGCUUCUUUCCCACAUUUUGCUUUUUUCCUAGCAGAAGUCAUGUGCGUUCACAUCUUUUGAUUUCUGUGCUUAGAACAAACUUGCAGCCUCUCUCUAUGUUAAUGAGAAAGGAAGGUUGUAUCCGAACUUGGAAAGGGACGUUUUCCCUCUGUCCACCUGCCUAGUAGCCUAGAGCAGAGGUGUGAUGCCCAGCUGGCUCCUAGCAGGUAGGUGAAGUGGAGGAGAGAGAUGCAGCUCUGCCUGUCAACUCUGAUAGCAUGCCAGUGAGUGCGCUAAUACAUAUAUAGUAGGUGUGUAUGAAGUAGGUCAAAUCGCAACUAAAAUGAAAAGGCUUUCUUUUCCUGCCUAUGGUAUCAGUGUUCCUCUGAUGAGAUUAAUUUUGAGAAAGAGGCAUAACGUCAGUGGACCAUGUUUUGGUGUUUGUGCUUUUGUGUAGUUUGUAUAUGGUAAUUUUGGAGGCGAGACUAGCAGGAAAGUCAGUGUUCUUCAUUUCCUUGUUCUUCAGUAGGCAUUUAAGCUGACCGGCCACUUCUCCUUUUGCACAGAGAUGAAGGCUUUUGCACAAAGACAAAAAAAAAGGGGGUGGGGGCAGAGAUUGUGUUCUUAAGUUGAGGUGUGGGUCUCCAGGUCUCACACUGAGGUGCGGUAUGUCUGCUCCACAGCCGGGAGCUGUUCCCUGGUGGGGUCUGAGGUCAGUGUCUCUAGAACCGCUGGGUUGCUUCAGGGAAGUCGCUUAAGCUGUCUUGGCUUUUUGUUACACAAAAUGUGGAUACUGUUUCUCCACCUGAGCCACAAGGUUCCCAGACUGAUUUGUUGUUUUGGACACUGACCACUUUCAAGUGCCACUAAUGGUUUAGUCUAAAAGAUGCUGAAUUAGGUGUGAACCCAUUCAUGGAAUCAGAUGGUACUUUCUUUGAAAAAUGUGGAGUUCCUCAGACUGAUGGUGCUAUAAAUACCAUGGGUUGAAUAUCCUUUUAAAAACAACAAAAGCUGCUUUUUUAAAUCACUUUAUUGAGGAACCUGUCCUUAGACUCUGUUAGCUGUGUAUCUGGAGUCUUACCAAGAUAACUCUGAACAGGACAGAACCUUCCACCACAUAGUAUCACCCUUUUUAUUGGUGGCAAAUAUUAUAAUAUAUGCUGACUGAACUGUUGAUGUACACAGACAGCUCUUCACUGGGUCUGUUAGGUUUUAGAGAAUGUGUGUCCCUCUCAGUCUGAAUGCUCUGCUGGUCUUAUUAACAAGAGGUUCUGUAUGGACAGAUAAGGGCACUCAUACAUUGAAACAAACACAUGUAAGAACAGAAUGUCUGAAAUGCCCUGUGGGUUGAUUUUUCUUUCUAGUGGUUGAAUGUAAGGAAGUAUGUCUAACAGAUACUAGUUGAUUUUUUUAACAAGCUUUUUUUUUUUUAACCAUUUUUUCCCCUUGCACAACUGACUUUUCAAUCCAGGUUGAAAUUUAUUUCAACCUUUAUUAAAGGGGCAAAUAAACCAUUUUUUAGAGAAUCAGAUUCAUAUGUAACUAGAGGAGAAAUGUUUAUUAAAUAGAUACUCUUUCUCUGGAUCAAGAUCAUGUAACUUUGUGCCCCAGAGAUAGAGGAUAUGGUUUGUUUACAAAAGAAAUUGUUGUUUAAGACAUCCCAAACUCUACCCUUAGAGCAAAGAUCAAAUAACAGUUGACACUAACCAGCAAAUGAGCCAUGUAUGGGCAUACCUAUGUGCCCACUUAACAGCUAGACUGGGGUCCUAAAUAAAGUAACGGGAGGAAAUGGUGGCUGUUUGAAUUAUAUGUCUGCAUACCCUUUACCACAAUUCUGUUGUCGCAUCAUAAGCUCUCUUUUUCUUUUUGUAUUAGUAAUUAAUUUUUGAUCCUUUAUUUUCUUUUUCAUCCAACUAAACAGCCAUUAAUGCACUAGGUAGGCUUCUAUCAGGUUUUAAUGUACUGACACAGUCCAAAGAGUUUUUUUCCUUCUUUCUGCUCUUUUAUCCAGAAUGAAAUACUCCAGUACUUGAGUUAUUUCAGUGCUAUGAGUGAAAACAUGAAAGCCAAAUGGAUGCAUGCCACCCACACAGACCGAUUCUUCCAGAAAGAUUACCUGACAUUUCUAAAGGAGUCUGACAUCUAGGGUUCAUUUCCUGAGCACCUUUCUUCCUGUCUGCCCUGUUUUUCUUUUAAUUCCUAACCCCCCCCAUCCUGUGUCCUCACUGCAGCCUCUGUUCAUUUGUAUAGCUUUCUCCUGAGCAACACCUAUCUAUAAUCUUGUGUCCGUUUAUGCCUGUAUUCUUUGGGGCCUCUCAGUGUUUUUGUGGAUUUUUACAGGGUACUUAUAUCCGCAUAGCAUGUAUUUUGUUACACUUUAUUAAAGCACUGAUACAGAGUGGGGUGUCUACCUGGCAGAGUAUGUGAAUAUAUGUAGAUGAGUAUGGACAUGAAGGGUUAAUGUAAAAAUGUUCAUAUAUUCUGUCAUGGCUCAAAAGUGUGGCUGAGAAUCUUUACCACAGUUCUUUUCUAUAUUUGGAAAAUAAUAGUUUUCCUAUUUUGCUCUUUUUGUCCUACCUUUAGCUGACUUCACUCAACACUGUCAAAUGCCUGUGGAGAGGGGAGGCAGAAAACAUUAGGUCAGGAAUGAUUCUAAACCAGUGCAUUAGCUCGGGCUGGUGGACAUGCUCAUCAGUGGACCAGCUGGCAUAUUAGAGAAUGUGGCAAAGACCGGGAGCAGGUACGCAGUGCACACUGAGAGCACAUCACAGAAGCGUGCAGUCAAGAUCCUACCCUUGCAGUCAUUUGUUUCUUGUGGGCGUGGAGUUAUGAGUAAUUCUGCCCUUAUUAGGUAAAGUAUUUGGGUCUCAGUAGCUUUAUCCUGGGAAAUGGGAAUGCUCUUACCUGCGGUCAUCCACUCUUAGGUUGAAAGAAGUGUCAAAGUAGAUAAGAUACACUCGUUAUUAUUACUGGUUGUCCUGGCAUUUGAGAAUGAGUAAAAACAGUGUUUGUAAAUGAAAGAACUAGUCAUUGCACUGGGAUAUGUUCAGUACACCCCGAGCUGGGGUGGCCGACUGUGUAGUAUUGUCUCCUCCCAGCAGCUUCCUGCCAGUAGACUUUGCAAAGAAGGGAGGAACCAGGGGUCAUGCCUUAGUUCUGUUUGCCAGUCCCGGCACGGUUUCUGAGAAAACUUCUGAUGGCUCCUGAUACCUGUGUUCCUACUCUUCUUUAGCUGGUUGGCAAGAAAGCAAAUAAGAGGAAACCUUCCUAAGAUUCGAAGCCAGAGAAGAAAUAAAGGGCACACACCAGGGAUUGCUCCCGGCAUGCUGCUUUUUGCUGUCUUCCUGCCUCGUGGUCGGAGGAAGAGCAUUACAUCUUGAGCACCUUGCACAUGAGAUGUACAGUGCAAGGAGAUGCCUAUCAGAGUAGCAUUAAGGAUUUCUAAAAGUUUUUGAAGUAGGUUAUUUGGGGUGAACCUUACAUUUCCAUAGCUGGUUUGUAUUGGCUGAUGCCUGGAGCUCAUUGUCUAUUUGUCUGUUCUCAGUAUCAUACUGAGACCUCUGCCUGUGCUUUACCUACUUAAAUCAUUAAUCAUCCUGGCAAACUGCCUCAAUUUUAGUCAGGUAAGGUAAGCUGCAAGGGUACCACAGGUAGGUGGGGUGGGGAAGCUUAGUCUACAUUUAGAAGAAAUAAAACUCAUGUUUUUUUUAAGAAAAAAAGCUUUAUAAUUCCCUGGCACAUUGGAUUAUAUAUAUCUUGUGAGAUAUAAGGAUGACGCCUAUGAACCCAGGAUGCGUGGUGAUCCCCAGGGCGAUACAAAUGGCUGUGUAUAUUACUAUAUCACAGUCAUUUCUGUGCAAGUUGUUUCUGUUCCAGAGAAUGGCAUCUUCCUCCAAAGAAGAGGAUGAUAUUUUAAGUAGAAUUUCCUAACAAAUUAUGUGGAGUGGGGGUGUGGGGAGGAAUGGUAGGGUUAUGGUUUUCCCAGCCUGGGAGCUGGUCAUUCAGUAUUGAGUUUUAAGAACAAAGAUGGGGCAGAGAUAGCAGUAGAGUAUGUAGAACAGCUAAUAGGCAUUAGUGAGCAUUCAGAUGUUGAGCUCUGUAAAUAUUAAACAUUGGCUUCCAGCCUUGUGAGUUAUUUGAGCAUAGAGUUAAGGAGUACAUGGAGAUUUUGUGAAUAAAAUGUUUUGCCAAACAAGCUGAAGAAGUCUUUUACCAUGAUUACUUAGAAAGAGCAAUUUUCUACUUUCUGAAACAACUCAUCAGACACCUGGUUUUUAUCCUGAAUUGUACAGUCGUCAUUGUUUCUUAAUAAAAGUGAUAAAUUUG